Molecule: messenger RNA, 4623 nt
Organism: Malus domestica (apple)
Lineage: Eukaryota; Viridiplantae; Streptophyta; Magnoliopsida; Rosales; Rosaceae
Source: RefSeq, a predicted model, not a curated record
UUUUUUUCUUUUUUCUUUUUCCUAUUCCUUUUGUUUUUUUUUCCAGAACACUCUUUCAUUUUUCCAGACUCUCUCGAGAACCAAAGCUCUCCCUCUCUCUUUAUCCCUUUCCUUUUUCCAGAAAACUCUCUUGAUCAAACGAAAGCUCUCCCUCUUUUUCUCCUUUUUUAUUCUUUAAAAGUUGUUUUGCACAAAUUGUAGUUGGCGAUUGUAAAGAUGUGCAGAUGGUGCAAAGCAUCGAACGAAUUUGGUUUUGCACUACUACCCAGCUUCCGUUGACCAAUUCCGAUUCUCCGUUUUCAAUCAGAUUGCAAAAUUGUUUCCAAAAAGUUCAGCUAAGAUCUUGAGUUUUGUCAUUGAAAACACAUAAUCCAACCCAGAAUUUGAUUUAUUGAAAAACCCAAAUGAUUGUUCCAAUGUAUCAUUUCUGAAUUCAAUGGAAUUCACAGUGAAAGGUGGACAUGCUGUGAGAGAGAAAUAAGCUCUAUGCUCCUUUCAAGUUUGUUGACUUGAGUUCAGAAUUCAGAUGACUGCUCCCGAGAGGAGAAUCAGGGGCUGGACUACUAGACUUUUUUUUUCAUCUGGAAGCCACUGGUUGUACCACUAAAGUACAGGCAUUGAAAAUUCAAGGUGCUGUUCUGUUUUUUUCAUUCGUUAUCAUCGCUUCUACAGAAGAGGCCAUAAUUUUCAGGAAUUUUGUGGGUACAUUCCUGCCUUUCUACCACAGCUCAAGAACCAAAGCAAGAAGUGGUGUGAUAUCUUUCCCAGGGCAGGAAUAAUUUGUUCUUAUGGCUCAACAAGCUUCCUCAUCUCAUAGCACUUCUAGUUCUUCUUGGUGCAGUUAUGAUGUGUUCUUGAGUUUCAGAGGCGAGGACACUCGCAAGACUUUUACUGACCACCUCUAUACAGCCUUUGUUAACGCAAACUUUCGAACGUUCCGAGAUAAUGAUGAACUUGAGAGAGGGGAAGAUAUUAAACCAGGAUUCAAGAGAGCCAUCCAACAGUCACGGAGUUCUGUCGUUGUUUUUUCUAAAGACUAUGCGUCUUCCAAAUGGUGCCUUAACGAGCUUGUGAUGAUCCUCAAACUCAAGAAGACCUCCGACCAUGUAGUUUUACCAGUCUUCUACGAUGUUGAUCCGUCUCAUUUGAGGAAGCAAACAGGAAGCCUUGCAGAAGCAUUUGCUAAACAUCAAAAGGUUCAAUCGUUUGACACGGUGAAGGAAUGGAGGGAAGCACUUGCUGAAGCUGCAGAUCUGGCAGGAAUGGUCUUACAGAAUGAAGAAGAUGGGCACGAGGCAAAGUUUAUCCAGAAAAUUGUUAAAGUGAUUGAAGACAAACUAAGGCGGACGCACGUAAGUUUUGAUCCGUACCUGAUUGGAAUCCAUUCUCGAGUACAAAGCAUCAACUCAUGGUUACAAGAUCGAUCAAAAGAGGUUGGCAUACUUGUCAUUUAUGGAAUGCAUGGAAUGGGAAAGACAACCAUGGCAAAAUUUGUUUACAAAUCAAAUUUUGAAAUAUUUGAAAGACACAGUUUCCUUGAAAAUAUCAGAGAAACUGCAGAAAAACCAAACGGCUCGAUUCAAAUACAAAAGCAACUUCUUCAUGAUAUUACGAAUGGGAGAAAAAUAAAAAUAUACAGCACAAGCCAGGGAAUGUCUGCAAUUGAAGAUGUCAUUAGCUCUAAAAGAGUUCUUCUCGUUCUAGAUGAUGUUGACGAUAUGGAUCAACUAUUAGGUGAGGUAAUUGGGAUGCAAGAUCGGUUAUAUCCAGGAAGUAAGAUCAUUGUAACAACUACCUAUGCUGGGUUGUUAAAUGCUCACCAACAAGUCUUGUCUCACAAUGCUGAAACUUUGAAUGACGAUGAAUCAUUGGAGCUCUUCAGUUUACAUGCUUUUGGACAGGACAUACCCACUGAAAGAUACAUGGAUCAUUCAAGAAGGGUGGUACAACAUUGUGGAGGACUUCCACUGGCUCUUAAAGUUUUGGGUUCUUCUCUAUCAGGAAAGAGGGUAGCUAUAUGGGAAAGUACACUGAACAAACUGGAAACUAUUCCAAAUGGUCAAAUCUCGCAAAAACUCAAACUAAGCUACGACUCCUUACAAGACACCCAUGAUCAAGAUUUGUUCCUCCAUAUUGCAUGCUUCUUUAUUGGAAUGGACAGAGAUGACAUCGUCAGAAUUCUAGAUGAGUGUGAUUUCUUCACAGAUGUUGGCAUCCAAAAUCUAAUGGAUAGAUAUUUAGUCACUCUUAAUGGAUAUAAUCAGGUGCAGAUGCAUCACAUGAUCCGCGACAUGGGAAGAGGAAUUGUACGCCUUGAAUCAAAGGAACCUGGGGAACGUAGUAGAUUAUGGCAUCAUAAGGAUUCUUUCAAUGUAUUGACAGAAAAGAAUGGUACGAAAAAAAUUGAAGGUCUAAUUCUCAACAUGCAAAUGCACCCAGCAUACGCUCGUUUGAGAAACUCAAAUGAUCAGACAGUUUUGGAGACCAAUGGGUUUGCACAGAUGCACAAAUUAAAACUCCUCCAGCUUAGUUACGUACAACUCAAUGGAUGCUACAAAGAAUUUUCCACAGGAUUAAGAUGGUUAUGUUGGUUUAAAUUUCCCUUUGAUUCUUUGCCCAGUAAUUUUCCAUUGGAGAGCCUUGUUGCUCUUGAAAUGUGCUGUAGCAGCUUGAGACAAGUUUGGAAGGGAACUGAGCUUCUCCCAUCACUAAAGAUCCUAAAUCUUAGCCAUUCCCGUGACCUUACAAAAACGCCCGACUUUUCGUUCGUCCCCAAGCUAGAACGGCUCAUUCUCAAAAAUUGUGAAAGUUUGAUUCAUGUUGACGAAUCCAUUGGAAACCUAGAGGGACUUGUUCAUUUAAAUAUGGAAGAUUGCAAAAGUAUUACGAAGCUCCCGCGUAAUAUUUCUAUGCUAACCUCCCUUGAAACACUUAUUAUAUCUGGUUGCUCAAAUCUCAGCAUGUUUUCCCUGGACAUGAGGGAGAUGGAAUCUCUGAAAGUGUUUGAAGCUGAUGGUGUUCCGGUACAUCGAUUACUCACUGCCGCCGAGGAGGUCACAUUAUGUCCAAGACCAAAUGUAGAAAUUUCUCGGGCUUCUUAUCUUCCACGCAAUUUAGUAGACUUAAGACUUAGUAACUGCAAUCUUUCAAAUGAUGAUUUUCCAAGAGAGCUUGGUAGUCUAUCUUCGUUGAAAAUUUUAGAUCUGGGUAGUAAUCCAAUUUGUAGCCUACCGGAUUGUGUCAGAGGUAUUACAGGGCUUGAUAGUCUCUCUUUUUAUAAUUGUACGAGGCUCAAAAGUCUUGUAAGGCUACCAACUGUAGGAAAUUUGUCAAUCCUUGGUUGCAAAGCAUUGGGAAAGGUGACAUUUCAAUCAUUCAGUCAGGUGAACUCCAGAAUGAGGUCUGUCAGAUACACGGGAAUCCGCAAUGUAGAUGAGGUAUUGGAGUAUGAGUACCGGUACAAGAUAGAGCCGAUUGAAAUUGUUGAUAUGGAAAUGAUCAACCUGUUGGGUUUGGGAAACUUAAAAUAUUUCACAGAAUCCUUUGUAAUGUCCCAGUAUUUACGCCUGGCCUUUGGUUGGAAGGCGGUUCGUCGUCCCAUCCAGGGACUGCAAGAAUGUGGCAUAUUCAGCACGUUUCUUCCGGGUAAUGAGGUUCCUCAAUAUGGCUUGUUCAGCCAUAAAAGUAAUGGGUCCUUAAUCUUUUACUGUGCCUGUACUUCCCAAUCGCAGGUUCCGAGGCUUGAACAUCUUCUCUGUCUAUGCAAAAUCCAUCAGCAAUGAUUCUCCUAACAUUAGUGCCAGUUUAGAGAGUUUACAUUGUGCAAUAUUUACUAAAGUUAGUAAUAAGAGUAAGGGUUUGGAGUGGAUCUAUGGGCCCUCACUAUUUGGUGAUCCCGGUGAGGGACAAGACGUGAUAUGGUUAAGCCAUUGGAAGUUUCGAAACGAUUUGGAAGGUGGCGAUGAGGUGACUGUUUCAGUUAUGACAAUAUCUGAGUUUCAGGUAAAGGAGUUUGGCAUCCAGAUUGUGUACCACGAGCAAGAAGACACGAUGUUGAGCACCCAGGACAACACCACAGAUGACUUUUUCUAUCCAGUUGUCAUUGGUGGAGAUUUGUCACGUUUUCUGCGGUCAGGAUCAGGAACAUACCUUCUUCGCCAUGGGCUAAAUUGGCUAACAGAGGAAGAAAAGGAUUGUGUGUUCAGUUCAGUUUUGUUCCAGGACGACAUUGGAGACCAUAAUAAACUAACAGGCAGAUGUUGGAAGGUGGUAAUGAUCGUAGCCGCUAUCUUCUUUCUCUCUCUUCUUCUGGUCUCUUGCACCUCUAUUUCAGUGAAAGAUGAAAGAUCAGUUAAUCCAGUUAUUCAGACAAUAGAGAGAAGAUAUAUCAACUGCAGAAAUUGAUCAAAUAUCAUGAGAUAUUGUCCUCAUUUUUCUUGUAAUCUUGUCCUCAGACCUGUUAAAGACCCGUCCCUAAUUUUCUUGUAUAAUUUUGUCCUCGUUGAUGUAAAUUUAUCAAAUUGCCCCUAGAACAUACGUACGAGUUGACUUUUGUAGACUUUUUGUUUCUAAUAUGUGACGUAUUAAUUAGUAUAUUUAAGUAGCACUUGUCGCUGUUACUUA